Suncus etruscus (white-toothed pygmy shrew) is the source of this 931-nucleotide messenger RNA. RefSeq names its product mitochondrial ribosomal protein S7 (gene MRPS7). Bases 3 to 731 code for a protein of 242 amino acids. Lineage: Eukaryota; Metazoa; Chordata; Mammalia; Eulipotyphla; Soricidae. Gene Ontology annotation, biological process: ribosomal small subunit assembly; translation. Gene Ontology annotation, molecular function: rRNA binding; mRNA binding; structural constituent of ribosome. The record is from RefSeq and is a predicted model, not a curated record. The transcript has 5 exons. Gene Ontology annotation, cellular component: ribosome.
AGAUGGCUGCGCCCGUGGUGAACGCUGCGCGAGGGUGGUCGGGCCUGGCGCUGGGCUUGCGGGGCGCUGUUCGGCGGCUUCCAGGGCUGACCCAGGUGAGGUGGAGCCGCUAUGGGCCUGAAUACAAGGACCCCCAGGUCGACAAGGAGUAUUAUCGCAAGCCGCUGGCUGAGCUGAACGAGGAAGACAAGUAUGAGCGGGAGCUCAAGAAGACACAGCUUUUCAAAGCUGCCCCGGCCACCAACACCAUCUCCGUGUUUGAAGACCCAGUGAUCAGUAAAUUUACCAACAUGAUGAUGAAGAGCGGAAGGAAAACAUUGGCCAAAUAUCUCAUGGCACAGACUCUGGAAACUGUGAAGAGGAAACAGUUUGAAAAGUACCACGCAGCCUCUGCCGAGACUCAGGCCAGCAUUGAGCGAAACCCCUACACCAUCUUUCAUCAGGCGCUGAAGAACUGUGAGCCUGUGAUCGGGCUGGUGCCCAUCCUCAAGGGUGGCCACUUCUACCAGGUUCCAGUGCCACUGGGGGACCGGCGGCGGCGCUUUAUUGCCAUGAAGUGGAUGAUCACCGAGUGCCGGAAUAAGAAGCAUCGGCGGACACUGAUGCCCGAGAAGCUGGCACACGAGCUGAUUGAAGCUUUCCACAACCAGGGCCCCGUGGUCAAGAGGAAACAUGAUAUGCAUAAGAUGGCAGAGGCCAACCGGGCACUUGCCCACUAUCGCUGGUGGUAGAGGCAGACACCGGAGCAGGGGUCAAGGGAGCGGCGCAUCCUGCACGAUGGUUGAAAAAGAGACCAAAUAGGAGAGGAUACUGUGACCCUUUAAGGGCAGGCGCUUGGCUCUGGCAGGUUUCUUGCUGCUUUGACCCUUUGGGGGUUGGAUCUGUCCCUGCCCACCCCUCUUGGUCCUGCAAAGUAAACAUUGCAACUUUA